AUGGCGGCCGACGAAUUGAUCAAAAAGCUUGAAUUAGUUCCAUAUCCAAGCAUCGUUUGCAAGAAUUUUUACUUCAAGGAACUCUAUCGCUCCGAUUUAAAAGUGAAACCAUUAUCAGACGAGCGCGAAGAACGAAAUGCCUUCACAACCAUCUAUUUUCUGGCCAGGGAAGGCGAGUACGGCCUGUGGCGGCGAUUAAAAUCGGACGAAACGUUUUUCUACCACAAAGGAAACCCGAUGCGAAUUGCUGUUAUCAAACCUGACGGAAAACUGGAGGACAUUUUAGUCGGAGACAAAUUACAGAACGAGCAAGCAAGAUAUAACUACACUUUACCUGCAAAGUCCUGGUUUAAUUUCUGUCUCUGGCAAGGAGAUGCAGAUUAUGGUUUAUUCAGUGGAGCCGUUGCGCCUGGCUUUGACCAUGAUGAUAUAGAAGUGGCAGACCUGGCGAAAUUAGUCGCAGAAUUCCCCCAGCAUAAAAAUAUCAUCGAAGAAUUUACUAACAAAUAG
Messenger RNA from Paramuricea clavata, 510 nucleotides. NCBI's taxonomy places the organism in Eukaryota, Metazoa, Cnidaria, Anthozoa, Malacalcyonacea, Plexauridae. The record is from the annotation of a GenBank genome assembly.